Messenger RNA from Prunus mume (Japanese apricot), 2326 nucleotides. RefSeq names its product Magnesium transporter CorA-like family protein. Gene Ontology annotation, cellular component: membrane. Gene Ontology annotation, biological process: metal ion transport; transmembrane transport. Gene Ontology annotation, molecular function: metal ion transmembrane transporter activity. Lineage: Eukaryota; Viridiplantae; Streptophyta; Magnoliopsida; Rosales; Rosaceae. The record is from RefSeq and is a predicted model, not a curated record.
AUAAUUCAUGCUUAUUAAACAAGGGAGCUUGACAAUUCUAUUAAAAUGGGGAUACCUACAAAUUAAAAUUUGUAUUAAACAAUACAAUAUUUAGAGGUGGUUUCAAGUUGGACUCGGAAGUUUCCCAGAAAUUGUUGGUUAUAUGCAGAACCGCGUGGCUGCUCUAAGACUUUCUGGGUUAUUGGUAAUUCGGUCUCUUUCUGGCGAUGAUGCUUGAUGGGUUGUGCUGGUUUUCACUUGGGUAUUCGUGUUUAGGCCGUUUGGUGCUGGAUUUCUAGCUUUUCAAUGAGGGAUUGCUGAAUGGUGAAUUUGGAAUCUUGGCUGUUUAUAUAAUAGGAUCUAAGAUUUUUUCCUGUAUUGUAUUGGGGCAAUCUAGUUGGAUUAACUUCACCAUCUUAGGCAUUUGUUUUGUAGUUGGACCAAAAGGGAUUUGAUCAUAUACACCUUUCAAGUUGGAAGGCCUGCAAUUUAUUUGUGUUGGACCUGUAAAUGAUUAGAAUUUUCAUAUGAUUGGUGGGGAGGUUGAUUUAGGAUUUUCUAGAUAGAAUUAACUUUGAUAUAUUUCAGAAUUGGUUUAGCAUUAGAUCGAUUAGAUAAGAAUAGUGUACAUUUAUGGAUCUAGCUGAUGAAAUGCCGGUCAACAACAGAGAGGCAGAGGAAAUGGACAGAGAGGCCUCGGCAGAAGCUCCUCUCAGAGAGCCCCAUCUCUACCGGAACCAGUUUGGGGGCAUGGUGAGAAAGAAAGCCUAUAUCUUUGAUGGUUUUGGAAAGUUUUACAAUAAGGAAUGGGAUCUUACAGAAGGUAGGGGAAAUGAGUUUUGUUGGUACCAUGUGGAACUUCCAAAAGGAAAUCAGAAACUUUCUCAAUCUGCACAAUACCUCAUUGGUGUUCUUUGCCCGCCUUUGAAACUCCAAGACAUUCUCUCUCUUGUCAGCAAUGGACCAUUUUGUGGCCAUGUUGAUGGGGCUCUUGUUUUCAGAGUCAACUCUCCUGGACCUCCAUCCAGUGACUUUACAUUUAGAAUUGCCGCAAGAAUUACUGAGAAUGCAGUAAUCACCGUGAGUUUGGGCCGUGUCCCCAGAUUGGGUUUCUCACCAGUAGGUCAAUCUCUUCUCUCAGAGAUUCCUAGUGUGGAGAGUCCCUCUUAUCAUAGAGGUGAGCACAAGGAAAGGAGUGGGAUUGUUAUAGGGGAGCAUGUUCUUGAGUUCUUAUUGACAAUGAAUCACUCUGAGGAAGCUGAUAAUCCAGUGCCAAAAUCUGUGUCAAAUCUUGUAGUUCAUAUUGUUGACACGCAUGUUGAUCACCUCCAAGAUGUUGUGACUAAACUUGAGAUAGAAUUGGAUUCCGUUGAGCUUCAGCUGGAUAAAGGUGGUUUUGCUUUGAAGAAACAAAUGCUAGAUGACAGAAGAUUUCCUAAAAUACAUCUAGAUCUGCAGCGCCUCCUGCAGGUGAUUGCUCAUGGGGAGCAAGUUUUUCCUCGGGUCAAAGAAAAAUGUUCCUCAAAACAUUGGUUUUCCAGUGAAGAUAUUAUCUCUCUUGAAGAGCUGAUCGGACGGUUGAGGAGGCUAAAGGACAAUGUAGGCUUUAUAGCAAAUCGUGUCACGGCAAUACAGGCUGGUCUAGACAGCUGGCAAGCUGAGCAGAUAAACAGGAAACUGUAUUAUCUCUCAUUCCUUUCUAUAAUAUUCCUUCCUUUAUCCAUCAUUACUGGAGUGUUUGGCAUGAAUGUGGGGGGAGUUCCAUGGACGGGACAAAAAGACCCAACGUUGAAAAAUGGUUUCCGUAAUGUCAUGUUACUCUGUGUAGCUAUGCUACUUCUGGCUCUGCUCUGCUUCAGCUUUCCUUCUCUGUAUACCCGAAUAUCUACUUGGCACAGGACAAGAGCCAUGAAGAGAAGCUGGUCCCUCAACCGGAAAUCAUUCCUCAGGAGAACCCAUGGAAUUGGAGUUCAAGAAAGAAGGGGCUACCUUCGGAUUUGAGGAUAGCAGAACAUUCACAGUAUGCCCUUUUAUUUCUUCUUACUUGGUUCCCCGGCUUCGCAUUAUUUUUUGUUCAUUUGAAUAUUCAUAAUUCCAGAUCUUGUCCUCAUCAACCUUAAUUCUUUUUCUGUAAUCUUAUGUUGGUUUCUAAUUGGUUUAUACUUUCCUCCAUUUUUUGUCCUUGGAGGCCAGCUUGUAAAUUGUACAGUCUUGUAUCAUAUGUUAAAUACUGCUGCAGUAGUGGUUACUAUUUCUUAUUCCACUCCUUCUGUUGCUGAAUAAUGUAUACUGAAAAGUUAACAGCUACAUGAUCAUAACCAUAGACUCCUUUCAACAGUUGUGAGGA